AUGGGGCGCUGGUGUGCCCUGUGGCUGGUGCUCACCCUGCUGGACGCCCUGAAGGGUCAGACCCCAAACACCAAGCCAGUCGCUGGCUCCGUCUUACAGAGCUUCAAGGAGGACCAGUUCCAGGGGGAGUGGUUUGUCAUCGGCCUGGCAGGCAGCACCCACAGGAGGUCGGACAAGUUCCUGUUGAAUUCAUUCACGGCGACAUUCGAGCGAAAUGAAAACAGCCGCCUGCAAGUGUCCUAUGCUAUGACCCGGGGCCACCGCUGUAUCACAUGGUCUUAUGUGCUGAUUCCAGCGGCGCAGCCCGGGAGGUUCUCAGUGGAUGGCGGUGAGGCCGAGAGGGUGACGGCGUCGGGGGCAAACCCCGAGGAAGUCCAGGUGUAUGACACUGACUACAAUGUGUUCGCUCUGAUGCUGUUCAGAAGGCAGUCAGGUGGCCAAAGCAUCCUCAGGGUUAACCUGCUCUGCAGGAUGUGGAUAAUCCAGACCCGGGUGCUGGACAAAUUUGUCUGCCUGGUCAGAGCUCUGGGCCUGUCGGACAACAACAUCGUCUUCCCAGACCUGGCAGACUGGUCUCAUCCCAAUAACUGCUGAAGAUGUGGCUGCUCCCCAGCGGAGGCCCCCUCACAGCCCAGCAGUGCUCUGCUUUCAGCCUGGAAUAAAC
Messenger RNA from Nyctereutes procyonoides (raccoon dog), 664 nucleotides. It is a transcript of the gene LCN12, whose product is annotated as lipocalin 12. The record is from RefSeq and is a predicted model, not a curated record. The transcript is spliced from 6 exons. Gene Ontology annotation, molecular function: small molecule binding. NCBI's taxonomy places the organism in Eukaryota, Metazoa, Chordata, Mammalia, Carnivora, Canidae. The coding region runs from base 1 to 594 and encodes 197 amino acids.